Molecule: messenger RNA, 459 nt
Organism: Thlaspi arvense
Lineage: Eukaryota; Viridiplantae; Streptophyta; Magnoliopsida; Brassicales; Brassicaceae
Source: the annotation of a GenBank genome assembly
AUGGACUCACAUUGCUCGCCGAGUCGACUCGUUCUGAUCGCCUUCUUCCUCCUUUGCUUCUUAGCCGGCGAUUCAUCGGCGAGAAGACCUGGUUUCUAUUACACCCGACACAGAGGACGAUGCACGCCUCAGUAUUGGAGCAGCAGGAGGGAGGCAUGGCCGAGGAUGGUGCCGGAGAGAUCGACGGUGGAGAAAAUGUUCGGAGUGAUGGUGGCGAAAGAGCGCUGGAGAUCUGAUCUGACGCUGGCGGAAUCGACGGCUAGGAAUGACGAGGAAGGGAACGCGUACGGUGCGUUGCUGAAGCAGGGGAUCGCAGCUCUGCUCAACUCUUACGCCAGGAGAAGUUUCUCAUACGCGCCUUGGGAGGUGAAGACGAUGCUCAUUCAGGCCAUGAUUUCUGAGCCGGCUGCUCGCCGGCAAGCCCAAAAGUUCUCCGCCGCUAACGUGGCUUGUGACUGA